CGAUACCCAGCACGUUACGUUGCGCCCUCUCGGUUUAGCUAGUUCCUGGUCUGACUUAGGCCCAGGCUCGGCGAAACGGGGGAGGGGCGAGAGUUAGAGUGCUGCUGCUGCUGUUGCUGUUGGCGAGGGACUACUUGGCGGGAGAGGGAAGAAGGGACCGGAGUCAACGCGGGGGGAGGGAGGAGGGAGGAGGGAUGUUGCCCGAAGUGUAACUGCAGCGCCGCCGCCACCGCCGCGACCCUCCUCGCCAUGAUCAUAGAGAACGUGGACGCGCUCAAGUCCUGGCUGGCCAAGUUAUUGGAGCCGAUAUGUGAUGCUGAUCCAUCAGCCUUGGCUAACUAUGUUGUUGCACUGGUCAAAAAAGACAAGCCAGAAAAAGAACUAAAGGCUUUCUGUGCUGAUCAGCUAGAUGUAUUUCUGCAAAAAGAAACAUCGGGUUUUGUUGACAAAUUAUUUGAAAGCCUAUAUACUAAGGAUUACCUAGUUCCUAAUGAACCAGUAAAACCAGAUCUGAAGACUAAUCAAGGAAAAGAAGAAAUCAAAGAAGAAGCAAUGAUGCUAAAUACUGUGUUAAAGAAGGUUAUUCCCAUUUCAGAGACAUUUCAGGAAUCUUUUGAAGAAGACCGAGAGAACAAAAAGAAGAAAUACACUAGCCCGCAGAAAAAUCGUUCAGAUUCUAACGAGCAAAGAACCAGAGAAAGAAAAAGAGAUGAUGGCAAAUGGAGAGACUACGAUAGAUACUAUGAUAGGAAUGACUUAUACAGAGACAAAUAUGACUGGCGAAGGGGAAGAAGUAAGAGUCGUAGUAAAAGCAGAGGGUUAAGCCGAAGUCGGAGCCGCAGUAGAGGCAAAAGCAAAGACCAAGAUGCAAACAAAGACAGGGAUCCUGGCAGAAAUAUUGAUCACAGAGACCGAGCCAAAUUCAAGUGUGAAAGAAGUGACAUGGACAGUUCAUACAACCCUGUGUCUUUGUCUUCCAUAAACUCAGCUGAACAGUAUUCUACCGGAGCCCAGUGUAUUCCUACUGCUGUCACUGUGAUUGCGCCAGCUCACCAUCCUGAAAACACAACAGAAAGCUGGUCAAAUUACUACGGCAAUCAUUCCGCACCUAAUUCAUUUGGCAGGAAUGUUCCACCAAAAAGGCGGUGUCGAGAUUAUGAUGAACGAGGAUUUUGCGUACUUGGUGAUCUUUGUCAGUUCGAUCAUGGAAAUGACCCACUAGUUGUAGAUGAAGUAUCUCUGCCAAGCAUGAUUCCUUUCCCACCUCCGCCUCCGGGACUUCCUCCACCUGGAAUGCUAAUGCCCCCAACCCAAGGUCCAACCCACAACAUGAGAAUGCCAGGCCCACAUUUACAUCCUCGACCGCCACCACUUGUUAGAAUCCCCAUACCAAGACCUCCUUCAUCUCAAUCCAGUUUAAUUAAUAGCCGUGACCCGCCAGGAACAACUACAGUGCCCAGCCUUGCACCAAUGGGGGCAAGGCUACCUCCACCACUACCCCAAAGCCUACUGUAUUCAGUAUCAGAACAUACAUAUGAACCAGAUGGCUAUAAUCCAGAAGCUCCUAGUAUUACUAGUACUGGUAGAUCUCAGUAUCGACAGUUCUUUUCAAGGACUCCAAUGCAGCGUCCAAAUCUUAUUGGCCUAACAUCUGGUGAAAUGGACACAAAUCCAAGAGCUGCUAAUAUUAUCAUACAAACCGAACCUCCAAUUGGAAUUGCAAGUAACAGCAGUAAUGUAUCCAGAGUGGUGCUUGAGCCAGACAACAGGAAGAGAAUUUUGAACACUAUAGAAGGACCAUCUCCAAAGAAACCGUGGAUUGGAAAACAAACUAAUAACCAAAAUAAGCCAGGGUUCCUGAAGAAGAGCCAGUAUACGAAUACUAAAUUGGAAGUUCGUAAAAUACCACCAGAACUGAACAAUAUUACUCAGUUGAAUGAACAUUUCAGCAAAUUUGGAACAAUUUCCAACAUUCAGGUUGCCUUUAAGAAUGAUCCUGAAGCUGCUCUAAUUCAGUAUUUAACGAACGAUGAAGCCAGAAAAGCUAUUUCUAGCACAGAGGCAGUGUUGAACAAUCGGUUUAUACGAGUAUUGUGGCACCGGGAAAGCAACGAGCAGCAGCCCUUGCAACAGCAGCAACUGUCACAGCCGCAGCCACCACAGCUGCAGCAGCAACAGCAGCUGCUGCCAACACAAUCUCUUCAUCAAUUGCAUGUGCAGCCACAGGUUUUGGCACAGCCUCCACCUGUAACAAUACACAGCAGUAUGCCAAAGGUGGUUAAACCAUUAACUCCAGGUGCCUAUGUCUUUAACAAGGUUCCAGUUAAACAUCGACUUGGAACAACCAGUGGAAAUCAUCCAGAUUCUCAUCAUGUAUUACUUAACCAGUCCAAUGCUACUACAGAGGAUGUUCAGUUGUUUCCUUCUUCAACAACACAUUCAAAGAUGGUUUACAGUUCUUCCAAUAUGAAGACAGGAAAUAAGUCUGGUACAGGAAAUAAAUCUCAUGAUGUCCAAGAAGUUCUUAAAAAGAAACAGGAGGCAAUGAAAUUGCAACAAGACAUGAGAAAGAAACAGCAGGAAAUGUUGGAGAAACAAAUAGAAUGUCAAAAGAUGCUAAUAUCAAAAUUGGAAAAGAAUAAAACCACGAAACCAGAGGAAAGAGCAGAGAUUAUGAAGACUCUGAAAGAGCUAACAGGAAAAAUUUCUCAGUUGAAAGAUGAAUUAAAAACUUCCUCUGUUGUUUCUACACCAUCAAAGCUAAAGUCUAAAACUGAAGCACAAAAAGAACUCUUAGAUGCAGAAUUGGACUUACAUAAAAGAUUGUCUUCUGGGGAAGAUACAACUGAACUGAGAAAAAAACUUAGCCAAUUACAGGUGGAGGCGGCUCGUUUAGGAAUCUUACCUGUUGGUCGGGGAAAAGCAAUGUCCGCUCAAACUAGAGGAAGAGGACGAGGUCGUGGAGGGAGAGGAAGGGGUAUUGUGAAUCACAUGGUAGUGGACCACCGCCCCAAAGCACUAACAAUUGGAGGCUUUGUGGAAGAAGAGAAAGACGAAGUACUGCAACAUUUUUCACAAUUUGGAGACAUUGAAGGCCUUCAAGAGGAGGAAUCUCCUUUAAGUGUUGUUUUGACAUUUAAAUCCCGCUCUGAAGCUGAAAACGCUGCCAAUCAAGGUUUAAAGUUUAAAGACCGACGACUUCAGAUAUCAUGGCAUAAACCUAAAUUACCCUCUGUGUCUACAGAAACUGAGGAGGAAGAGCCCAAGGAAGAGGAGACAGAAACAUCAGAUUUAUUUCUACCUGAAGAUGAUGAUGAUGAAGAUGAAGAUGAAGAUGAAUCCCGUUCUUGGAGAAGAUGAAACUUCAAGAGGAAGCAUAUAAUUUUAGAAUUGUUCGAACUCAAAUUUUUAAAAAAUAUUUAAAGGAAAUCCAUGAGCCAAAAAUCUGUUUUUGUUUUUUGUUUUUUAUAAAUAUAUACAUUAAGAUAACAUGUGUUUGAUAUGUAAACUUAGCAAGUAAGUAGCUAUGAUCAGCCAAAGGCCCAGAGCUUCUACAAAGCUGUAAAAAUGGUUGUGAUCUUAUAAAAGUGAAAUAUAUUUAGUCUUUCAAGCCCAACUUUUGUUCAUUCUGAUUUCAAAGUAACAAUUUGUUUUAUUAAAUAUCAAUGACUUCAUAGUUUUUGUUAGCAAUGUGGAAUCUGAGAUGAGAACAAUAAGUCAAAUUCAUCAACAUUGUCUAGAAUUUGUUAAUUCAGAAUUCCUUUCAUUGGGUGGCAGGCAGCUUAAGUAAAUCUUGACUGAAAAACAAUCAGGAAUUGCACAUAUGUUUGUGAAUGAGCUGUUUUCAUAUAUUCCACUAUCCGAAAUAUGGUUAUCAGUUCUUGCCAGCAUUGGUGAUGGUGAUUCCUUUUCUUUUGUUUUUUCCCCAUCUUUACACAUUCUUUUAAUUGCCAUUAGGAAUGCAACUGACCAACCACUUCUGCUGUGAUUUCACAUUUUAGUUCAGUGGAACGUAUCAGCCUUAAAAAACUAUUAAAAAUUACAACAGCAGGAAUAUUUUUUUAACAGUAUUGGUAAUGUGAAAUUACUUGUUUUGAAAAUGCCCUAUCUCUAGAACUCGCUUCAGGAUAAUUAAUGGCUGGAUUUUAUUUUUUAAGGAAAAGCCAAUGCACUGUUCCAAGUAAUGUAUUUCUUGCAACCCACAGAAUUGCAAAUCAAAAACAAUCUUGUUUUAAAAUGAUAGAUACUAAGCCAGCACUUAAAAUAAUACUGUGGGUUCAAGUUAUAACACAUUAAAAAUUAAUGUUGAGUUGAGGAAAAAAGUAAAACACUGAUUUAAGCAUUUUUUAUCCGCAUGCUGAUAAAAAUAUGUCUAGUCUUCCCCCUUUAAAAAAAAAAAAAACCAAAUACCGGUAGUUCAUGGUGUAGAUUUGGUAGAUUUUAUGUUACUUUUUUUUUUUUUUUUACUGCAAGGGCAAUAGAUCUUUAUAUCCCAUGUCUCUUGCUGCUAUUAAUUCUAAAUAUGUCCUCCUGUGGAUCAUCUCUUAGUGCUUUUGUAUACUAUUUCUCAUAGUCAGUGGUGAGGAAGUGUAGCUGUCUGAUAAAGCUCCCCAGAUAGUCUACUAUAGGAAUUCUGACUGUGACUUUAAGGACAGUACUUAGAAACACUUGAAGGGCCAUUGUUAUCCCCAUCCUAGUCAUAGAUAAGAGCAGCAGGUUAUGCAAGGAGCAUAUGAUGUCACUGCAUUUAAGUUAAGAUUGAUGAAGCAAGGCAAACGUUACUGUAUCAAUUCCCAUGGCACCUCUGCAUUCAUUAAUUCAAAAAUGUAAUUAUAUCUUCAGGUUUCUUACAUUCAGAUUAGCAUAGUGGUAUUUAAUUGAAUCUAAGUGUCCAAACACCUAAGUUAGGUUUCAGAUCUUGCUACCAGAACUUUUUUUUUCCUUCCUCACAUUUUGGGAACUAUGUACAUUGUUAUAAAAGCACAUCCCAUUUGAAUUCCAUCCGUAAGUGAAUAAGAGUAUAUGCUACCAGCUCUUAUUUGCUCUUUAUGUAAAGGCCUUUGUGUUCUAGAUUAUUGCUACAUUCCUACUAAUGUUGAAUCUCAGUGAAUUAAGUUAUGACAAUAAAGCACGAAUAUUGCACACACUUUAACAGGCAAAGCCUUGCUUUUCUCCCGUUGCCUGUGAUAUCUUUAGAAUGCUUAUGGCUCAGUAUGUGGCCAUCACAUAUAUUGACUCAGCAAGAAAAUGCUUGAAUCUGGACAGUUAGUUAAUAAUAGAGGGAACAAAGGGUUUAUGUAUACAUAUAUAGAGAUACACACACACACACACACACACACAUAUAUAUAUAUAGAAAGAGAAAUAUAUAUAUAUACACACACACACAUAUAUAUAUAUAUAUAUACUGUACAGGGUUUUUUCUUAGAACUGUAUAAUUUUGUAAAUAUUUUUGCUUUUUUUGUGUACUAAAAACUACCAGCAUCUAGAUUUCCAUAAGAAUUCUUGUAUUUUUGUAUUUGGAAGAUUACAGUUGACUGAACGAAGCUGUAAGAGAAAUUUCCUUAGCUUUUGGAACAGUUAGACUGGAUGGGAUUCCUUUUCAUAUGGUUUUAGAUAACUUUUGUUAGCAUGCUGUUCAGGAGAAUGAAUAUCUUUACUCAAAAGUGUUAGCUUUUUUCAUGGAGAAGAGACAGGGGCCAACAGAGAUUUAUUAAACUUUUUCCCAUCUUUGCUUUCUUUCCUGUGUUUUUCAGUAUAAGUUGACACGCAUAAAUCCUUUAGUGACAACUUAAAUGUAAUUUCUCAGCCUAGAAGCACAAAACUGAGUUGUGCCCCUAAAUUUAUGUAUUGAAAGCAUACUAUUGUGUUACUGAGAAUGUAAGUAAUGGGCAGCAUAGUGGUAACUCACUUAAAAAGAAAAUAGGAAACUAGUUCAAAGUGACCUUCAUUUUGAUGUAGCUAUGAAACUCCCUGUGUUGUGUAUUAGAACUUGGUUUAAAAAAAACUAUUGUGUUACUGGUAACUUCUGGUACCACCUGCUGUGAAAUUGUCCUUUUCAUAGUCAUAAGCCAUAACAAAAAGCAUAAUAUAAAUACACCCGCAAAGUACCUUGAAAGCUAGGUAUUCUAAUAAAACUUUACUAUAUAUAUAUAAAAUAUCCCUUUCUAACCACUUAGCAAUGUAUCACUCUAUUGGCAUUAAAAAGAAUGUCAUAAUGUAAAUGCUCAGUGAAUCAUCCCCUUAAAGCUUUACAAAUAUUAAUGCUACUACUAUAUAAACUGUUGGUUUAACUGUGGUGUAUUUUUUAAUCUUUACAUAUAAAAAUGCACAGCAUCUGAAACUUUUCAAAAAACAAACAAACCAUAAUUGCCCACAUACAGUGGAGAUGCUUCAACAUUUUUAAUGAAAUCAUGUGAAAAGGAAUAUUAAAUUCCUCUCAAUGUACAUUAACUUGUAUUAUAGUUUUUACAAGAUUGUGAACUUGUGUAAUAGUAUAUUAGGAGAUAUUGUUGGAUUUCUAACUGUUUAUACAUUUAAAUUCAUACAUGUAAUGUUUGUUUUAUUGAUUACACUUUGAAUUUCUAAGAUGCAUGUUGACUUUUUGCAAUAAAGAAAUAACAUGGAAUGGUUUAAAAUUAAAAAAAAAAAAAGUUUGAAUUGAAAUUUGGAAAAGUAACCAUUCCAGAGAAAAAAAUAUACUCAGAAAA
Molecule: messenger RNA, 6707 nt
Organism: Pantherophis guttatus
Lineage: Eukaryota; Metazoa; Chordata; Lepidosauria; Squamata; Colubridae
Gene: RBM27
Product: RNA binding motif protein 27
Cellular component (GO): nucleus
Molecular function (GO): metal ion binding; RNA binding
Source: RefSeq, a predicted model, not a curated record